AUGGCCGGCACAGGAAGCUCCGCAGCCGAGGCGCUGAACGCCGAGGGCAACGCGCGCUAUGCCGCCGGCCGCUUUGCGGACGCGCUCAGCAGCUACCGCGGGGCGGCACAGGCGGACGGAUCGGUCUCCAAAUACCACAGCAAUCAAGCCAACUCGCUGAUGCAGCUGGGGCAGCCAGAGGCGGCGCUGGAGGCGGCGGAGGCAGCGAUCGCAGCAGACCCAUCGUGGCUGAAGGGCCAUUUCUUCAAGGUGCUGGCGCUGGAGGCGCAGGGCCGCCUGGAGGAAGCCGUGGGCGCAUGCAUAGCGGGCGACGCAAUCGUUGCAGGCGACGCUGCGCCGCUGCGCGACGCGCGCGCUCGGCUAGAGCAGGCGCUGCGGCGGCGGCGCGCUUUGGAGCGGCUUGAACAGCAGCGGGCGGAGGAGCGUGCCGCGGCGGAAAGGCGGGCGGCGGCGCACGAGGCAGCGGCGGCCGCAGCGGCAGCAGCAGUGCAGCAGCAGCAGCAGCAGCAGCAGCAGCAGCAGCAGCAGCAGCACCAGCAGCAGCAGUCAUCAGCGGCAUCGGCCCCGGCGCGCGCCUGGGCGGCGGCUGCGCAGCCGACGGUGGCUGUGACCUACAGCGCCAAGGUUCGAGACGACUCCGGCAACGUGCGCUCCUUCAGCUUUGAGCACCGGCUGGACGCGGCCCGCGUGCGGCGCGCCGCGACGGACAGGCAGGAGGGCGUCGCCAUCCUGCGCGCUGUGACCAUGCCGCACUACCAGGAGAUGCUCGCGGCGGCCCCCUGGCGCUGCGUCUCGUGCGUCACGGCGCCGGCGACCAAGCUGCUGCUGCACCCCAUGUCGUACCUGCACUUGUCGCCGCCCAAGGUGCUCGACGCAGGGGUGACCCCAGUGUCCGCGCAGGCGGCGUGCGCGGCGGCCGCGGAAGCCAUGACGCAGUCGAUCAUGGCGCAGGCGGGAAUUUCGGGCCGUGCCAAUGCGGGGGUUGCCACGGGACGCUGGUGA
Molecule: messenger RNA, 1002 nt
Organism: Monoraphidium neglectum
Lineage: Eukaryota; Viridiplantae; Chlorophyta; Chlorophyceae; Sphaeropleales; Selenastraceae
Exons: 1
Coding region: 1-1002 (333 amino acids)
Molecular function (GO): Hsp90 protein binding
Source: RefSeq, a predicted model, not a curated record